AUGGAUAUUGAAAUGGACAAGGGGAAGAAGAAUUCAAACUCAACGAUACUCAAGAAAUUGGAGCGAUAUUUAUCGAUGAAGAAAGGAAGUCCAACGAUCAUGUUGUCCAAGAGUAAAUCAUGGCACAGUGGUAGAAAAGCAAAGAGUCCAGUAGUACUGGCACCCCAAGGCUGUUUUUAUGUGUACGUUGGGCCUGAGAAAGAAAAGUUCAUAAUCAAGGCCAAAUAUGCAAAUCAUCCAUUAUUCAAGAUGUUGCUUGAAGAUGCUGAGAUGGAAUAUGGCUAUGAUAGCCAGGGACCCAUUUUACUUCCUUGUGAUGUCAAUCUUUUUCACAAAGUAUUGGGCCAGAUGGAUAGUGACAAGGAGAUUAAUGGGCCAGGGUGUGGAUUUGCCUCAUGUAGCCCAUUUAGUCCUGCAAGGCGUUUGGGCAAUGGAGAAAUGGGCAAGGGUUAUGGCUCUUAUGGUAUUCUCACUACACCAAGAAUGCUCAAGCUCAACAGUUUUAACUGCAUAUGA
Molecule: messenger RNA, 516 nt
Organism: Lycium ferocissimum
Lineage: Eukaryota; Viridiplantae; Streptophyta; Magnoliopsida; Solanales; Solanaceae
Product: auxin-responsive protein SAUR71-like
Exons: 1
Coding region: 1-516 (171 amino acids)
Biological process (GO): response to auxin
Source: RefSeq, a predicted model, not a curated record